AUGGUCUCACAUCCGAGCAACAGGGCGGCCCACGCACACUCAGGCUCGCGCUCAUCCCAGCACAGCUCCAAUGGCUCGUCUGGCCACCACAAGAAGGCCUCCUCAUCGUCCAAUGGCCGCGCCCCGAGCAGAGACGGCAAUCGGAGGGAGGGGACAGCGCAACGGGCCGCACAGGAUGUCGCGGGGCUCAAGGACUACCAGCUCGGCGAGCUGCUGGGCAAAGGCGCCCAUGGCAGUGUCUUCCGCGCCCUCAAUUGGGGCACAGGCGAGACGGUGGCCAUAAAGCAGGUCAAGCUGGAGACGCUCGGCCAGGCGGACCUCAAGACCAUCAUGCUCGAGAUCGACCUGCUCAAGAGCCUGACCCAUCCCAACAUCGUCAAGUACAAGGGGUCUGUCAAGAGUGCCGAAAGUUUGUACAUCAUCCUCGAGUUCUGCGAGAACGGCUCCCUGCAUAGCGUCUGCAAGAAGUUCGGCAAGUUUCCGGAACCGCUGGUGGGCCUCUUCAUGUCGCAAGUGCUGCAAGGUCUACUGUACCUGCACGAGCAGGGUGUCAUCCACCGCGACAUCAAGGGUGCGAACAUCUUGACUACAAAGGAGGGGCUGGUCAAACUGGCAGACUUCGGCGUGGCCACCAAGCAGUCAGGGCUCGACGAUCCGAGCGUUGUGGGAACCCCAUACUGGAUGGCACCGGAGGUCAUCGAAAUGUCUGGCGCAACCACGGCCGCCGAUAUAUGGAGUGUGGGCUGCACCAUCAUCGAGCUGAUAGAUGGGAAACCGCCCUACCACCACCUGCAGCCUAUGCAAGCCCUCUUCCGUAUCGUUAAUGACGACCAUCCACCGAUUCCUGGCAGCGUCUCUAAUGCUUUGCGAGACUUCCUCAUGGAGUGCUUCCAGAAGAAUGCCAAUCUACGUAUCGAUGCCAGACGUCUGCUCCAGCACAAGUGGAUCUUGAGCACGAAGCGGACUGCACCUGACGUCGCUUCAACAAGCCCCGAGUUCAACCAAGCGGUGAACCAGAUCCAGCAGUACAACGAGAGGCUCGAUUCGGAACCUGCGCUGCGUCGGACGUCGGCCGCCGCUCCACUGCCGCGCAGAGUCCCGGUGAAUGUGAACCUGAACAUCCCGAGGCAAAGGCCUACCGCUGAGUCCUUCCGUUCACCAGAGAUCGACAAAGAUGAUAACUGGGACGACGACUUUGCUGAGAGCAUAUCGCCUCGCGCCUUCCACCAGCCUCACUUAAAACCUCAGGACAACUUUGGCGGUCUCUUCUCAAGCGACAAGCUGAAGGCGAUUGCCAGUGUAAUGGAAGAGCCGUCACAAUUCGAUGGUGAAGCCACGGUGAAGAGUCCGCUCAAUCUGCAGCACUUGAGAGGUUCCCCGAGUGUAUUCGCUCAAAGUGACGUUGGGCGACCCCCGUCAACAAGAGCCCGAUCAUCAACUUCAAGAUCGACAUCCACAUCGACUAUCACGGAAGAACCGCUAGAGCGUCAGGAAGGUCAACCCAAAACAGCGUUCCUCCGUGGUGUACCCAAGGUGUUGCAAGCACCGCGAGCACAAGCGGCCGCCUUCGCCCGGCCAUCGCAGAUGUUCCGUGAGAAUUCGAUCGAAGACUACUCGGAUCUGACAGUAGCUGAUGAGAGCGCAUUCGAGCUGAAGCUAAAAGCUAUGCAGAUCGCCAAUCCGCCUUCUAUGUUUCCUAGGGAAGUCAGUAGGGUACCAUCACCAGCAGAUACUUUCUCUCCAAAGCUAUUUCAUCCCAACGAUCUGAAGACAGCGCCGAAAUCAACAAGAGAUGCCAGGGCCAACGGCGCACACCAGCGUUCUGUCUCGUCAACUUCUUCGCGCAAGAUGCAGCGGUCACAGUCAGAAAUUGAGAUGCUAAGAUAUGCGGAGGACGAUCGUGACGACUUUUCGGACGUCUUCGGCGACAUCAAGCCGAGCAGAGCUGAAAGUGAUAGUGGCUCAGAGCAUAGUAGUUUGGCCAUGAUCACUUCCAAGAUGUCGUCAUCUUUUAUGCUUGCCGACGACGACGAUCUGGACCCGUUUGCCAACAUGGACGAGGGCCUGGAGAACAUCAACAUGGAAAACAAUGUUGCCCGCGACCGUGAUGACCGACUGACAAAGCAGACGGAGAUGCUUGUAGGUGAUCUGAAGAUCAACCAACCUGACGUCGACUUGCUCAAGAUCGCCGACCAGCUUUUAGAGGUUUUGUAUGAAUCACCUGAGAAGCGUUCUAUCGUCCUCCGAUCCCAUGGCAUGCUACCUAUACUGGAGAUCCUUAGAGAGAUACCACCUAACGAACUAGUUUUGCCAUUGUUGAAAAUCAUCAACUUGAUCAUUCAUGAGGAUGCCGAAUCGCAAGAGUCGCUGUCCAUGCUUGGUGGAAUUCCUACUAUUUGUACAUUUGCAUCGAAGAAAUAUCCUAGCGAGAUCCGGAAAGAGGCUGCAGCUUUUGUGCGACAGAUGUACCAGACCAGUACACUUACACUACAGAUCUUUGUUGGCUGUGGCGGUAUAAACGUUCUGGUUGAUUUUCUAGAGGAGGACAUAGACGAAGAAAGAGAUUUGGUGCUCAUCGGCGUUAAUGGUGUGUGGAACGUGUUUGAGUUGCAGGGCUCCGCGCCGAAGAAUGACUUCUGUCGGCUGUUGUCGCGCAACUCCGUUCUCUAUCCACUUUCGCUGGUGUUGAACAGGGUCAUCAACGAGCGAGAUGAGGUCGCACAGCUCAUCCAGGGUCGCAUUGUCAGCAUAUUUCUGAUUUUCUCACAAGCCGAGAGCUUCGUGAAAGAAUUAGUAGCGGACCGCAUGAUCCUGAAGCGGGUACUGAAAGACCUCCCAAAAAUGCUUCCGGUGCACCAAGUGACUAUGCUCAAAUUCAUCAAAAACCUCAGCAUGCUUUCUUCAACCCACGAGGCGCUGCAGAACUCGAACGCAAUCGACACCCUUAUCGAGCUGUUUAGGAAUACGCAAAACCAGUUGAACCAUCGGGAGAUCUCAAACCAAGUCUUGAAUACCAUGUACAACCUUUGCCGCCACAACAAGAGCAGACAGGAAGAAGCCGCAUUGUCAGACAUCAUACCUCUGCUCAAGGAGGUUGUGAAUGGUGGCGGCCCAUUGAAAGAAUUUGCUCUGCCUAUACUGUGUGAGCUGGCACAUAGCGGGAAGGUAGCGCGCAAGAUGUUGUGGGAUGCGAAGGGGUUGCAGUUCUACAUCAGCAUGCUGUCUGAUCGCAAUUGGCAGGUCACGGCAUUGGAUGCGAUUUUCGUUUGGCUUCAGGAAGAGACCGCUCGUGUAGAGCAAUAUCUUCUCUCGUCCAACUUCAGCAUUGCGAUCAUAAGCUCUUACACCUCGCCCGAGCUCUCGCAAUCAAACUUCGAGAAUAUGCUCGAGCCCCUUCAGAAGCUCAUUCGUCUCUCGCCUCCAAUCGCAGCAUCGCUAGCUGUCCCCGAGAUCUUCACGCGCACAGUGCAAAAGCUCGGUCACAAAGACGCUGUUACUCGCUUGAACCUCCUCCGUAUUCUCAGGGACAUAUGCGAUUCCACGGAAGAUGAGUGCACUCUCAUCCGCCAAUUUGGCGUCUACGACACCAUCGUCCAUCUUUCCGAGCAUGACCACGCUGUGCUUGUAAGACAGAUGGCUGGAGAGCUUGUCCGAGCAUGCGACUCAGUAUCCAAGCGCAGCACCUCCCGCGCCUCGGGUUUCCGCCGCCCCGCGUCAAGCUCAGGCACCCGCGCAGGCUCAGGCUCAAGUACCGGCUCUACUCUUGUGUCAGGCAUGACGCCGCCCACCCCAAACAGUCUGAAAUCCGCAUUCGCGAUCCCACCAGUGCCGCCUAUGCCGCCUACCCCAACUCUACUCGGCAGCGGCCGCGAGCGCAUCACCCGAAGCCAUUCCACAGCCGGGAUCUGGGAUCUCCAGGAAGAACCUUCCCCAAAAGCGCCAUCACUAGUCCGCGCGUCGACGGCUGUCAAUGUCCUCAGCCCUACUAUGGCGUCUUCACCGAUCACAUUAACUUCGUCACGCACGCCGCACACCAGCCGCCCACCGUCCCGCGACACCACAUCCCUCUCGCGCAUCGCCUCAAAUCAAAGCGAAAGAGACAGUCCGCUUACUCCCUCCACUGCCAACGGGUCAGGGAAGUCACGCCUACCAAAAGCGCGACAAGGGAGAUUGUCUGAAGCCGUGAGUCGCCGACGCCAGAGUCAAGCUAGCCAGGGCGGUGGCACGGGCGAGGAAAAUGUGACGCCGACGGGCAGUGGUAGUGCAAAUGCAACGCCCCUCCCCAGACUGCAGAUUGUGAGGCGCAGAAGGGAGACCAGUGGUGGGGAAUUGAGCACUUUUGGGCCGGAUGGGGCGGGCGGGAGGCCAAACAGUAGGAGGGGUGGGCAGGAGUAG
This is a messenger RNA of Didymosphaeria variabile, 4395 nucleotides long. RefSeq names its product Protein kinase of the Mitotic Exit Network (gene CDC15). The coding region runs from base 1 to 4395 and encodes 1464 amino acids. The transcript has 4 exons. Gene Ontology annotation, molecular function: protein serine/threonine kinase activity; ATP binding. The record is from RefSeq and is a predicted model, not a curated record. Gene Ontology annotation, biological process: protein phosphorylation. Gene Ontology annotation, cellular component: cytoplasm. NCBI's taxonomy places the organism in Eukaryota, Fungi, Ascomycota, Dothideomycetes, Pleosporales, Didymosphaeriaceae.